UUAAUUGCGACUUUUACAAACGAUAUUGAUCACGUAAAUUGACAAUAUAUUGGACAGGUUGUUUUCUGAGUUCAUAGUUUCUGUGAAUAAAAUGGGUAGAAAAGUAACAUUGGCAACUUGCACAUUGAACCAAUGGGCAAUGGACUUCAAAGGAAAUUUAUCGCGGAUUUUGCAAAGUUUUCAAGAAGCUAAAGCUCUGGGAGCAAAGUACAGGAUGGGACCAGAGCUGGAAAUAUGUGGAUAUGGUUGUGCAGAUCAUUUCCACGAGAGUGACACGUUCCUGCAUUGCUGGCAGGUGCUUGCAGAGUUGAUACACGCCCCAGAGUGUCAAGACAUCAUCGCAGAUGUUGGCAUGCCAGUAAUGCACAAGAAUGUUGCCUAUAACUGCAGGGUUAUUUUUCUCAAUAAAAAGAUUCUUCUCAUCCGCCCAAAGAUGAUCCUGUGUAAUGACUGUAACUAUCGCGAGACACGCUGGUUUACAUCCUGGAAGAUGGAACGUCAGACAGAGGAAUACUACCUGCCUAGAAUGAUACAGGACAUCACGCAACAGGUGAAGGUUCCGUUUGGUGAUGCAGUUCUUUCAACUCUGGACACCUGCAUUGGUUCUGAGAUAUGUGAAGAAAUGUGGAAUCUCCAGAGUCGUCAUAUAGACAUGGCACUAGACGGUGUGGAGAUAUUCACCAAUGGCAGUGGUAGCCAUCAUGAGCUUCGUAAAGCAUACGUCCGUGUUGACCUGGUUAAGUCUGCAACCAUGAAGUGUGGCGGCUGCUAUGUCUUCUGCAACCUGAUGGGAUGUGACGGGGAGAGGGUGUUUUAUGAUGGCUGCUCCAUGAUAGCUGUCAACGGCAAGAUUGUCUGUCAGGGACCACAGUUCACAUUGAAAGACGUGACAGUAAAUGUAGCGACAAUAGAUCUUGAAGAUAUCAGGGCAUAUCGAAAUGCUAUCAGGAGUUUCUGUGAGCAGAACUCACGUGCCCCUGCUUUCCCACGGAUACAUGUGGACUUUGCUCUGUCUGGAGACGACUACUUCUUGCCAGUGUCAAAGCCUAUUGAAUAUCAAUUCCACUCUGCAGAGGAAGAAAUAAGUUUGGGUCCUGCCAUCUGGCUGUGGGACUACCUGCGUCGCAGUGGACAGGGCGGCUUCUUCCUGCCCCUGAGUGGUGGAAUAGACAGCUCUAGCACUGCCUGUAUCGUCUACUCCAUGUGUAACCUUAUCUGUGAAGAGGUGAACAAGGGAGAUUCCCAUGUGUUGUCCGAUGUACGGCGUGCUGUCAGUGACCCCAGCUACUACCCCAGUGAUCCCAGGGAGCUGGUAGGGAGGCUCUUCAUCACGUGCUACAUGGGAUCAGAAAACUCUUCUCAGGAAACCAAGUCACGGGCUGCAGAGCUGGCCAAACAGAUUGGCAGCUUCCACCUGGCUGUUGUCAUAGAUGCAGCAGUGGCGGCAGUGGUGGGUGUAUUCACAGCAGCCUUGAAGCUCGUACCAAAGUUCAAGGCUCAUGGGGGUGGACUACGGGAAAACUUGGCCCUGCAGAACGUUCAGGCACGAGUACGUAUGGUUGUGGCCUAUCUCUUUGCCCAGCUCACUUUAUGGGCUCGCGGUCGACCCGGCGGAUUGCUGGUGCUGGGAUCCGCAAAUGUGGAUGAGGCGCUGCGAGGUUAUAUGACCAAGUAUGACUGCUCCAGUGCAGACAUCAACCCUAUCGGAGGCAUCAGCAAGACUGACCUACGCACCUUCAUCAGAUACUGCAUUGACAAGCACAGGCUGACUGCUCUUGAAGGGAUCUACUCUGCCCCACCCACUGCAGAGCUGGAGCCCUUGGUAGACGGACAUCUGGCACAGACAGAUGAGGAUGACAUGGGAAUGACAUAUGCCGAGCUGUCAGUGUAUGGAAAGCUGCGAAAACAGAACGGCUGUGGCCCGUACAGCAUGUUCACCAAGCUUCUCCACACCUGGGACUGGCUCACACCCGAACAGGUUGCGGACAAAGUGAAGCACUUCUUUCGAUGCUACUCCAUGAAUCGUCACAAGAUGACGACUCUCACCCCGAGCUACCAUGCUGAGACCUACAGUCCAGAUGACAAUCGCUAUGACCAUCGACAGUUCCUGUACAAUGUGGCCUGGCCUUGGCAGUUCAAUUGUAUUGAUACACAGGUCAAGAGGUUACAGAAGGUGUCAUCUGCUCAACAAGAGCACAAUUUCUCCCUACCUUCUAAACAAAAUGAUGGAACCAGUCAAAACCAGUCUUCUGCAGGGAAUACAAAGGGGGGCAACAACCAGUCCAGUCUCACUCCAGGUGUGAUGGUUGCCUUGACAACUGAGGCCCCAGACUACCGGCCCUUGGAAACAACAGAAUGUUGGUUGAACGCACCAAUCAAUGGGUCACUGCUUGACAACAUUUGCAGGAAAUGCCCAGAUCUUCUGACCACUGGAAAUGUCUCUUUUCCAGAGAGCAAAAGGCCAAGGUUGUCUGUUGCUAUGGUUCCAACAGAAGUGUAGGAGUGUUGAUGAUAAUAAUGCUAGUCACUAAUCAAAAUGAGACACGCAGAUUUUGUAUAUUUUAUAUUGUCUGUUUAACAGUCACAAAUGUGAAUUUUUAUAACAGGGUACUUGUAUUUCGCGUUAACUGUAAAAUUAAAUGGAAUUUUUCCCAUUAGCCUUUUGUUUUCUUUAGAAAAAAAAUCUUUAGAAUAUUCUAACAUUAUAUUACCUUUAAAUGGACGUGAAAUCCAGAACAUCAUACAUGAUUGAAAGGUUUUAGUAUUUAGAAUUAGUUAGAUUUUAGUUGUGCUGUUGGUCAAAUAAAUUCAAUGAGCUUAA
Messenger RNA from Dreissena polymorpha, 2821 nucleotides. Its product is annotated as glutamine-dependent NAD(+) synthetase-like. Bases 92 to 2500 code for a protein of 802 amino acids. Gene Ontology annotation, cellular component: cytoplasm. Gene Ontology annotation, molecular function: ATP binding; NAD+ synthase (glutamine-hydrolyzing) activity; glutaminase activity. Gene Ontology annotation, biological process: NAD+ biosynthetic process. The record is from RefSeq and is a predicted model, not a curated record. NCBI's taxonomy places the organism in Eukaryota, Metazoa, Mollusca, Bivalvia, Myida, Dreissenidae. The transcript is spliced from 19 exons.